CUUAUAAUAGUCCCCUACUUUCCUACUUGGCUAUGCCCUCCCAGCUCAGGAGAGCCCCUAGCCCUCCCCACCGGAGCUCUGAGCAGUACCCGGCCUGCCUGCCGGUACUGUGGUAAAUUCUCUGCUCACUUUUCCUUUGUUCUCCCCAGCCUGCCUCACUUGCCCAGAGGUCUUGUCCUCUGGGGAGAUAUGUUAAGUGCUCUGCCAGCCUGCCUGUGUGCCUGGCCUGUUUUUUCUCACUGCCAGUACCUCUUGGAUUCCAAUUCCAAACAUGGUAUCCAUCUGGGGUCACCCUUUCUUCCGGUGCCAAGAGAGACGCAUUCCAAAUGGAACACAAGUGUGCCUCCCGUGCUGGGCUCUCCUCAUUCUGACUAGGGACAACAGAGAGCAGGAUGUGGCCACUUUAUCCCUCACCGCUAAAGUUUUCGAUCCCAUAGUCCUAUCUUUACCUCGGGACAAUUUAGAUUUUUCUGCUAAGAGCCAAAUGUGAAGUCUGCUCUAAGAAACCUAGAGCCCAGGAAUAUUGCCAGAGCUCUGCAAAGAAGGCCAGAACCUUGCUGAAGGAAAACGAGAGGGAAAAAAGUUUUAAAAUUCUCCAUGAAGUAUACUAUGUUCUGCCAUUUAUUCCCAAGGCUACUGGAAGCAUUCCUCUCAGGAAAGGCAGAGUUGGCGGUGAGAAGCCGGACCUGAGAAGACUCUGGGAGGACAGAUUAGUUCAUUUUUUGAAUUCCCUAUGUGAGGACAGUCUUCAAGCCCAGCAAGGCUUUGAGACGCCCUGAAGAUGAGUGCUAACGGCAGCACAAUGCGCCAGCUUCUCUGGCAGGACCCAGUGUGCAGUGGCUGGAAGCAGGAUCUGGAAGGGGCUGUCUACCAUCUGGCCAACUGCUUCUUGCUCCUGGGCUUCAUGGGGGGCAGUGGGGUGUAUGGAUGCUUCUACCUCUUUGGCUUCCUGGGCACAGGCUAUGUGUGCUGCGUGAUGUGGGGCUGGUUUGAUGCCUGCGGCCUGGACAUCAUCCUCUGGAGCUUCCUGCUGGCAACGGCCUGCCUGUUCCAGCUGGCACACCUGGUCUACCGCCUGCGUAAAAACACCCUCCCCGAGGAGUUCGAUCUCCUCUACAAGACGCUGUGCCUACCCUUGCAGGUGCCUCUGCAGGUGUACAAGGAGAUUGUUCACUGCUGUGAGGAGCAGGUCUUCACUCUGGCCACUGAGCAGACUUACGCUGUGGAGGGUGAGACACCCAUCAACCGCUUGUCCCUGCUACUCUCUGGCCGGGUUCGUGUGAGCCAGGAUGGGCAAUUUCUGCACUACAUCUUUCCUUACCAGUUCAUGGACUCUCCUGAGUGGGAAUCGCUGCAGCCCUCCGAGGAGGGGGUGUUCCAGGUCACUCUGACUGCUGAGACUGCAUGUAGCUACAUCUCCUGGCCCCGGAAAAGUCUCCACCUUCUUUUGACCAAAGAGCGAUACAUUUCCCGCCUCUUCUCAGCCCUGCUGGGCUAUGACAUCUCUGAGAAGCUCUACGCUCUCAACGAUAAGCUCUUUGCCAAGUUUGGGCUGCGUUUCGACAUCCGUCUCCCCAGCCUGUACCAUGUCCUGGGUCCUGCUGCUCCAGAUACAGGGCCAGAGUCUGAGAAGGAUGAUGAGGAAGUCCGUGAGUCAGCCAUGCCCACAUCUGCCCAGCAAACACCCCCUCGCUCUCCUCUUCCAGCUGCCAGUGGCCCUCCAGCACCUCCCUCCCGGGCCAGGAUGUCCAGGCCGGACAGCGGCGUCCUGGGUGAGGACUCCACCAGUCUGGUGCUGGAGGAUUUUGAGGAGGUGUCGGGAUCAGAAUCGUUCAUGGAUUAUAGGAGUGAUGGGGAGUACAUGAGGUGAGGGAGAGCUAACACGGGCACAACCACCUGGCUCAGGAUCCUGUCUUCUAGAACUCCUCUCCACAGCUACUCUCAAGUUAUGUCCAGGGGACAGGCCCCCUUGGCUCCAACCCACACUCCUGAACUUUAAGGAUCAACAGGCUAUCUUUUUCUCUGGCCGCACUAAUCUUCACAGGAAGGUCACUUGAGUGCACACCGCGUCUCACCCCCUGGAAGGCUCACAGGCAAGGUCAGAGCAGACACAGAAGACGUCGCCCUGCUGCUAACAUCAAGGGCUCCAGGCGACUUGUGCAAAUUUACCCUCACCAGCCUUCCUUCCAGGAAAAGGCACCCAAAAGUGUGAAAGCACCGAUCCCAUCCUUCACUAACUGCAGAAUCUUGGGCAAGUUACAUAGGCUCUCUGAGCCUCAUCUGUAGAGUGGGGAUUCACAAAACCCAUCUCCCAGGGUUGUGGUGAGCACUGAAUGAGCUGACUUAGGUAGAGCCCCUCGGACAUGUACAUGGCGUGACACCUAGUAAGCACUCCAUAAAUCACUCAGUUUUUUUCCCUUGUUUUUCUGAACUGUUAAAAGGGUCACUGAAGUCAGCUAGCCAAGAAGUUUUCAUGGUUUACUUGUUUGUUUUUCCAGUUAGAUUCAAUUUAUAGAAGUAGAAAUUUUUAAAAACCUAGUUUUCCCUUAAGCUUUUAAGUUCAACUUACAAAUCUCUUGUUCUGUUUAGGACCCUAGUAUUAAACAAUAGUUUUCAGAGGGACUUUAAAAAACUUAGUUAAUUAAAUUUCCUUUCAUAGUUUUAA
Herpailurus yagouaroundi (jaguarundi) is the source of this 2665-nucleotide messenger RNA. It is a transcript of the gene POPDC2, whose product is annotated as popeye domain cAMP effector 2. Gene Ontology annotation, molecular function: cAMP binding. Lineage: Eukaryota; Metazoa; Chordata; Mammalia; Carnivora; Felidae. Gene Ontology annotation, cellular component: sarcolemma. The record is from RefSeq and is a predicted model, not a curated record. The coding region runs from base 782 to 1870 and encodes 362 amino acids. The transcript is spliced from 4 exons. Gene Ontology annotation, biological process: striated muscle cell differentiation; regulation of membrane potential; skeletal muscle tissue development.